Osmia bicornis bicornis is the source of this 4353-nucleotide messenger RNA. Its product is annotated as purine nucleoside phosphorylase-like. Gene Ontology annotation, biological process: nucleoside metabolic process. Gene Ontology annotation, molecular function: purine-nucleoside phosphorylase activity. The coding region runs from base 632 to 1678 and encodes 348 amino acids. NCBI's taxonomy places the organism in Eukaryota, Metazoa, Arthropoda, Insecta, Hymenoptera, Megachilidae. Gene Ontology annotation, cellular component: cytoplasm. The record is from RefSeq and is a predicted model, not a curated record. The transcript is spliced from 6 exons.
CAUCGAUGAUCAACAUCGUAGAUUUUAUAUAAUCGAAUAAUGAAUAAUCGAAAGGAAAAAACGAAUGAUUGGUUGUAACGCGUCUUUUCCAUCUUCGGCGCGACAAUCAGCGUGUGAAAUUCAUCUAUGUUCGAGGAAUCAUUGAGGAAAAGUUUGUUGACUUUCUUCGCGAUUAGAUAAUCUGGAUCCUGCUAGAAGAAAGCACAACAACAUUAGCAAUGUUAUUCGCGGUACGACGAGCAAAGUCGGCUCUUUAUUGUCACAUGAACAAAUAACACCGAAGCAGCGGUGGCAAUUGGAGCAUUUAACUUCUAAUGGGUUAUCAUCUCGUGCCCCUACCUCCCAGUGACUUUCUGACUGUCUCAAUCAACACGAGGAUUGGAGGGAGAGCGAGUAAACGUCCAAAACGAUUGGACGGUUCGUUAGCGGUCGGAUUUUUUUCAACGAGGCCGAGUUUCCGUAUAAAACAGCAGCAACUCGACUCACAGCAACCACUAGUUUCUUUAUACGAGCGAUACACGGAACCUUGUACGAGUUCAUUCAUCGAUUUCAUCUCUUUUUUUUCUUCUAAUUUGUCUUUUGGAAAGUGUUAAUUGAAACCUGACGAUUUUGUUGGUACGCAGAGAAAAGAAUGCCUUUCGCGGAUUUCGACGGUGUCAAUGGACACAAUCAUUACCAACCAGUGAAACGACCCGCGGAUAACGAGUUCUAUCACACCACCGUCAGGCAUGUGCAGCAAAGCUCGUACUCCUUCGAGGCUUUGCAAGAAUCUGCAGAAUACCUCCUGGACCGUAUCAAGAUAAGGCCAAAGAUUGGAAUAAUAUGCGGUUCCGGGAUGGGAUCAAAUGAGCAAAACGAGUUGUGUCCAGGUUCACUGGCGGAAUCCCUCGAGGACCAGCUGUGCUUUCCUUACGCCGAAAUCCCACAUUUUCCUGUCUCCACCGUCAAGGGUCACACGGGUCAGAUGGUGUUCGGUUAUCUAAAAGGUGUGCCAGUCAUGUGUAUGCAGGGCAGGUUUCAUUAUUACGAGGGUUAUCCACUGUGGAAGUGCUCAAUGCCGGUCAGAGUUAUGAAGCUGGUUGGAGUGACACAUCUGAUUGCGACAAAUGCAGCCGGCGGACUAAAUCCCAGGUACAAAGUUGGCGACAUCAUGAUGGUGAAGGAUCACGUGAACAUGAUGGGUUUUGCGGGGAAUAACCCUCUUCAAGGACCGAACGACGACAGAUUUGGACCGAGGUUUCCGCCAAUGAACAAAGCUUACAGUAUCAGACUGUUGGAAAUAGGUCAAGAAGUGGCCGAAGAGAUGGGAAUCAGCGACAUCGUGCACAAAGGGGUGUACACGUGCCUUGGGGGGCCGAAUUUCGAGACAGUGGCGGAAUUAAAAAUGUUGAGGAUGGUCGGGGUCGACGCAGUAGGGAUGUCUACCGUUCACGAGGUAAUCACUGCCAGACAUUGCGAUCUAACUGUUUUCGCGUUUAGUUUAAUCACGAAUCAGUGUGUUACGGAUUACGAUAACCACGAUGAAGCGAAUCACGAGGAAGUGAUGGACGUGGGGAAAGCGAGGCAACCGAUGCUACAGGAAUACGUGUCGCGUAUGGUGCUACGCCUGCAUGGAGGGUAUGCUACAAUUAAAGACGAAACGAUUCCAGUAAAUUGUACCUCUACCGAGCGUUCCUGAAAUUAUUCGUAUCGCGCUUGUCUCUUCGUUUACUUCCAAUGGAACAACGUGGAAGGACAAUGACAAGACGAUUCGUGUGUUCACGAACAACGACACCUGCAAUGUACAUUGUAUCGAAACCUAAACGUUUCAGCCGAACAUCGAUGCAUUAAUAAUUGAUUCAAUUUAGUCGUAGAUUGACACUCUACGAAGAUUGUGUUUAAUAUUAUGCAAAAUUAUCACUUGCAUUCUCUUUAAUUGCCUCGGGAAAGUUUUUCCAAGCGAAGAUUGAUUUAGGGCUGUUUACGAGAUCAAAUAAAAUCAGUAUUUAUCAGUAUUUCUCACCGGGGUUGAUGGGCUUUUUCUUAAUUAUACGAUCAAGAGUGGACGCGUUCAGAUUCGAAGAUGGAAAAUCGCGAACGCGUUGAAGCGCGAGUCUCUCGUUCUCGAUUGAUUCGUUACACGUCUUGAGGGACCUCGUUGGCUUUAAGAAGAGGAACGGUUUAAGGGUGGAGACGUUGGUCGAUGCCUCCCCUCUUCAACACCCUCGUCGAUUUUCCUCCCUCGCUUCGUUACCUUCAUCUCGUUUCCGUGCUCUUCCAUCGCUAAUGCAUCGGUGUUCGGCUUCGAUAAAUCUCCAACGACGAACACCAUACUGCAGCCGGAGCUUCGUCCCUCUUUUCGUUAUCCGCUGCGGUUGCUUCCUUCGUAUUAUCAUCCACGAUAAAAUUACGAUGUGACAUCGAGGAAAAAACUUUUACUCCAAAAGAGAUCCGUCUACGAUCAUCUCGAGGAUUGGAACGUGUUUCGCGUUCGAGGAUGAACGAGGGAAACGCAGGACAGACUGUAGGACGACGUCGUUAGGAUAAAGGUACUUUUCACUUCACGUUCUUGGUCCUUUCGCGAACACUCGUCGCCAUAGUACUUUCGCGAAACGUCACGAAAUCACGCCGCUACUGUGAUUUAAUAAUCAAAUGGCACACCACCAUUGUUUAAACGGUUAUUUUAUAAUUUCGUUGAAAGCUUGUUUAAUUAUGGUACGUCGAAAUGCACGCACCGUUCAAUGUAUAGCAAGGAAUAAAACUGAAUAUACACCUGGGAUUUUAACGUAAAUAAUAUUUCAUAAUGUACGUAGUCAAACAGUUAAUAAUGUUAUCAACAGUAUCCCUGUACAAAAUUUCUAUCAAACGAGACAAUACUAGUAAUUGUAAAGCAUUGUACACAGCGUUACGUAUUUUGUUAUUUUCAAUACUCGAACAAAGAAUAAAAUAUUUAUGUUAAAAUUCCAUAUGUUCGUUCAGUUUUGAAUAACUUUGCAAACUGUUCUCGUUCAAUUUCGAUCAUCGAUUCGCGUGAAAUAUUCAACGAGAAUAUUGUCACGACAUUUCAUGGCAGAUGGUAAUUGUAUGCUUCGAAACAAAACGAGAAAAUCGAUCGAAGGUACUCAGCGAGAUCACUUCUUUGUUAUCUGUUCGCCUUUGUACCAGUUUCUUUGACAAAUAUAUCGAGUACACGAAACAUACGCGCAACCUAAUUAAAUUCUCCUUUUAUAUUGACAAACGAUCGACGGGUUCACGGUUAGGAACGUUUCAAUCGGCCGACUACGAUACUCGUCGGUUCGGCUGGUUUGUUUUCGAGCAACGAACGAUGGAUAAAAAUAUUCGUCGACGUGCUCGAACGUUCACGCUCUGGUUCGUGGAUUCAUAAUUCAACGGGUCGACCUCGAUUUUCUCUGACACCGGUGACUCGGAUUCACCUGUAACGACGAUCUCUAAUCGAUUAGUCGUGCAACCCCUGUCGUUACAACGAUGCGUCCCUAAUAAGAACCGGGCUUACUAUUCCAAGGUUAAAGAUCGAAGUUUGAUGUCGAAUCAACACCUUCAGUCUGUUAAAUUAUUUUAGUACAAUAUACUGAACCACGGCGAAGCAAAUGUGCCGAAAUCCGCUUGGUAUCUGCACCUCGUCCGGUUUCGUCACGUUUACGCGCCCUCUUCAUUAUCACCACGGCUGGCACGUCUGCAAGCGUUCCGUUGAAUUGGAUUUUAAACGGUAAAUCCGUGCUCCCAACGACACGUGCCAUCUUCCGGAACAGGGUACUUGGUGAACGUCUGUACGAGAUCGUUGCAUCGUUCAAUUUGAAAGGGAUACAUCCAGGCACGUAUCGUAUGGCAUUCAAGAGAGGAAGGAGGAGUUGCAGUAUAUAUUUCCAUCGUUGGAAUAGAAAAUAUUCGAGGGAUCAGUUAUUGAUAUUUCAGUAACGGCGGAUAAAACUUUUUCCCCGUUGUCUGGCGGGUCUGUCGUAUAUCUUUUCGUUUACCGAUUCGUAGGACCGCAAUAUCGUAAUCGCGAUAUGGUAUAAUGUAUUUAGGUCUUAACUUUCGCGCGAUAGUGUUGGAAAAGAAGUUAGCGAAGGGAAAACGGUGUUUGCUAGGCGCGGUAAAAGAGGGAUGGCAUGGAAUGAAAUUCAGAGCAGACGUCUUGAUUAUUUCAGAGAAUAAGACUGAUAAGGUAAUCCGGUUUUGUAUCUUUAUAAGUUCCUCCCUUUUCACGGUCUCUGCUUUUCCAUCGUUUCACCGUAAAACGAGAUGCAUAAUGUGAUUGCGCUGCAAUAUCAGCAACGAACAAAAACCCGUAGGUACUUUCUAUGAAUUAAAAUGUACAAGGGAAGAGAGAAUAAACGAUACACUGUUAACGGA